AAGUGUCGGGACUGCGGGAAACUACUCUGCGAGAAAAGGAGCAGUGACGUCGGGGGACAGACAGAAGAAGGGGACCGGAAGGUGUGACUACUUUCGCACUGGGUUUUUUUUUUUUUUUUUAAAUAUAUAUUUAUAUAUAUAAAGACAGCUUUUCAGUUUUCGGUUGAAGAAACAGGCCUUUUGAGAUGGGCGACAAAGCGGGGACCAGAGUCUUUAAGAAGUCCAGCCCCAACUGCAAGCUUACAGUCUACUUGGGCAAAAGGGACUUUGUGGAUCAUCUAGAUCAUGUGGAUCCAGUUGAUGGAGUACUUUUGGUCGACCCAGAAUACCUUAAAGACAGAAAAGUGUUUGUGACACUGACGUGUGCAUUUCGGUAUGGCCGAGAGGACCUGGAUGUUUUGGGAUUGUCCUUCAGAAAGGACCUUUACAUCUCCACCUUCCAGGCUUUUCCUCCACUGCCUGAGGAGCGCAAACCCCUAAGCCGUCUGCAGGAGCGCCUGCUCAAAAAGCUAGGCCAGCAAGCACACCCCUUCAACUUCACUAUUCCUCAAAAUCUUCCUUGUUCCGUCACUUUACAGCCAGGACCAGAGGACACAGGCAAGGCAUGUGGUGUAGAUUUUGAGAUCAGAGCUUUCUGUGCCAAAACAGUGGAGGAGAAGAUUCACAAGAGAAACUCUGUGCGGCUGGUGAUCCGUAAGGUGCAGUAUGCUCCAGAGAAGCCAGGACCACAGCCUAUGGUGGAGACCACACGCAGCUUCCUCAUGUCUGACCGCUCACUCCACCUGGAGGCUUCUCUCGACAAAGAGCUCUACUACCAUGGAGAACCCAUCAGCGUCAAUGUCCACGUCACCAAUAACUCCACCAAAACUGUCAAGCGAAUCAAAAUUUCAGUGCGACAGUAUGCUGAUAUCUGUCUGUUCAGUACUGCACAGUACAAAUGCCCCGUGGCUCAGGUAGAAGCCGAUGAUCAGGUGUCAUCCAGCUCCACGUUCUGUAAGGUGUACACACUCACCCCAACGCUGACCAACAACCGAGAGAAGAGAGGUCUAGCACUGGACGGCAAGCUCAAGCACGAGGACACAAACUUGGCCUCCAGUACUAUUGUGAAGGAUGCCUCCAAUAAAGAGGUUCUGGGUAUCCUGGUGUCCUACAGAGUUAAAGUUAAACUGGUUGUCUCUCGUGGAGGUGAUGUGGCAGUAGAGCUUCCCUUUGUUCUGAUGCACCCUAAGCCCUCUGUCAAUGAUGACUCAAGACCACAGUCAACUGUGCCAGAGACGGACGCUCCUGUGGACACUAACCUGAUAGAGUUCGAGACAAAUAACUUCUCUCAGGAUGACGACUUUGUGUUUGAGGACUUUGCACGGCUGAGGCUGAAGGGAAUGAAAGAUGAUAAAGAUGAGGAUGACCACUUCUGCUAACCCUGUGUGGAGAGAGGGAGCUGGAUUGAAGGGGCUCUGAGUGUCAGUACUACUUCACCACCAUUCCACUGGGCCAAUCUGAAAGAGCAGGACGCUCAUCUGAGCACCUUGUCUCCAUUAUUCUAAACAUUUUUUGUCCCUUGCCCCUCUCCCUGUACCAUUGCCUAUGUGAUGCUGUUGUCUUUAGUUUUUAAGUAAAGGAGCUAAUUUGUUCUUUUGAAACCCUGUGAGAAAGGCAAGCUAUGAUGCUAAAUUAAACUGGUCAGGAAGGUCUAUAAACUAUCAUUGAACAGAGGAUCCAUUAAUUCAGGGAUGUCUUUUUAUCUAGUUUAUACCCCCUCCCCUUCCCAACAGCAAAUUGAGUGGCCAUAACUAGCUUUGUAAUAAUAUUGUAAUAACAGGUAAAAUGUUACUUAUAGGGAACAUGAACUUGAUAAUUUUAUUUCUUUCUCACAUUCAGUGUAGACCACAGAGAUACUUUUUCGUUUAAUGUUUUAGCGUAUAAUUUUAUAGUUAUGUAAACCAUAUACAUAUCGCAUCAACAUGACAUGACAACGUGACAACAUACACAUCGCAUCAAGAAAUGACCGUGUGAAUAGGAGAGCACUCAAUAGUCAGCCAUUAGUUAUGGCACCUUCGUGUGAAUUGGGCAUUGUAACUGUUGCCUCCUGAAAGUAAGUGUGUGUGUGUGUGUGUGUGUUUUUAAAUAAACACAGACAGACAGUGAAAGCUCUGCUUCCUGAGGCUUAUUGCUGUUCCAUGCAGCACAGUUAACCCAUCAUCUGGAGCUGCUAUGUGUGGUGAAGCUUCUCUACUUUUAAAUUGCCAAAAUUGAGCACCUAAUUGAGUUUGUUGUUCAGGUGUCAUUUGUAGCUGCUUCUUUACCUUUUUUCAAAUUGAUUUAGUGCCAAUCCCUCAAUUUAAUCUCAGCCCAGUAAAGAGUGCCAGAUUUUGAUUUUUUUUUAAGAUUUCAAUGUUUUAAUAUUUAACCUACUGAUUAAAAGCACUUUUUUUUUAUUAUUUCUGUUGGGAUUCAUUGUCUGUGAAGACGAACUUUUACACAGGUGUAAUCACAUGCUGACUCUUCUGCUCCACCUUGUGUCUAAUAGAAAUGCUCUGCUGUGUUUUUAAGCAACAAGCAUCAUUCUCCAAUUCCUGCUCAGCUGUGUACUCACCCAUGAUCAACUAUUAACCAGCAUCUAUUAUUGAUUACUAUUUUUAUAUAUAACCUCCAUUAUUAUUGUUCGUUACACUCUCUUUAGUUGAAAAAAUAUUUUCACUGAAGACAUGACCACUGCUAAUGAAUCUUAACUCCACAUAUGCUUUGUUUUCAGUUUUGCUCUUCAAACGUUUUCUUGUUUGAGGAAGUGAGAAACUACUGAGUUGACCACUUAUUAUUCUGUUAUAUUCUUGAAAAUUUUAAAAUAGUUUUUUUUUUUUGUUUGUUUGUUUGUUUGUUUUUUGUUGAAUGUUUCAUUUAAGAAAAAAACAUCAUUAAACUAAACAGAAAUUCCAUGAUGUAUGCCCCAUUUUGCUUAGAGCAGAGCAGGUCACAGAAAUCAUGUACAUGAGUGUCCAUUAUGGCCUGUUAUGUUAUAUUGUGUUAUGUUGUGGUUUUGCCUCCAGACCUGUUCAGUGUUGUGUGAAUUAUUUUCUUCAUUCGUUAGUUCAGCCAACAACACGACAGGAACCUACUUGUGUAACCUCAUUUUGAAAAGAUUUUUCAAGCUUUUUAGGACUUGUUUUUUAACAGAUGUCACAGGAUGGUGCUGUACAGAAUAAAAUAAACAGAAAGUUAAAGAUCGGGAGAAGAAUGUUUCUUUACCAGACUCGAGCCAAAAUCUAGGGCUACACAAUUUCUAUUGAGAUUUCGAGAAGAGUUAGUGGAUCUAAGGAAAUAAGCUCCAGGUCACAUAAGAGCACACUGUAUGUCACACAAUGUUAUUUAUAGACACAAUAGGAGUUGAAAUAUGCCAUGAAAAACAAAUGAUUGAUUCAUGUAAUGUUUGCAUAUGUGUAAAUUUUGUUGAUUGUCUGCUGUCAAAUUUUCAAGGCUUUUUAAUUUUAUCAUAUGUUAUAAAAUGGCAGGGAGAAUAUUAUCAGAUGGUCGAAAAUCUUUGUCCUUAUGUGAGUGCUUUGCUAGAAUGCCAUGCAUGCAUUCAAAGGCAGCAGUAGACUUUGGGAACGUUGUGUUCUUGUGAUAGAGCGUGCUCUUAGACCAUCUUCAUGUAAAACUUUUUUCUUUUUUUUUUUUUCUUU
This is a messenger RNA of Tachysurus vachellii, 3677 nucleotides long. It is a transcript of the gene arrb2b, whose product is annotated as arrestin, beta 2b. Lineage: Eukaryota; Metazoa; Chordata; Actinopteri; Siluriformes; Bagridae. Gene Ontology annotation, biological process: G protein-coupled receptor internalization; positive regulation of ERK1 and ERK2 cascade; signal transduction. The transcript has 15 exons. Gene Ontology annotation, cellular component: cytoplasm. Bases 186 to 1418 code for a protein of 410 amino acids. The record is from RefSeq and is a predicted model, not a curated record. Gene Ontology annotation, molecular function: angiotensin receptor binding.